UUCGCACCUUGGGCAGUCAUGGGAGCGAUGUGGCAUUCCCUUCGGACGAGCAGUUUGUUGAGAUGGGCUCCCUGGCCGCCGUCGCGAACUGGAUCGACGUGCCGGGUGGGGCCAGGGACGCGUUGUUCGACAUGAUCAUAUGCAACCCCACGGACCACCCUCGCGACUUCGGCAACUUCAGCUGUGCCACUUUCGACACAGGAUUCGAAAGGCUCCAGGUCGGAGUCUCUACGCCAGGUCUGGCGCGUCAUCUCAAAGUGCGAGCCUGGCCCCAUCACCGAGCAG
Messenger RNA from Prorocentrum cordatum, 285 nucleotides. The record is from the annotation of a GenBank genome assembly. NCBI's taxonomy places the organism in Eukaryota, Dinophyceae, Prorocentrales, Prorocentraceae.